UCCAUGUCACCCCUUAAAUACAGCUGGCCAACCAGGCAACCACACAAUCCCCGUCUCACUACAUAAAUCGGGAGUUGACACGAUUAUUAUUGCACAUUUCCAUGCAUUCGCAUCUCCCAUCUCUCUCCCUCUCUCCCUAGUAGUACCUGCCUGAAAGGCUGAAACACAGCAAAUUAAUAAGAAGCUAGCAUUUUGCACAAGGCAAGGCAAGGAAACGGUUUUCCUGGUACUACUAGCUAGCUAGAUGAGGAGCCUACUGCACUCUUCACUCGGAACACUCAUACUAGCGUCGCUUCUGGUGCUGGCAUCGUCGCCGGCAGCGACAUCGCUGUCGGCCGACGGGCUGGCGCUGCUGGCGUUCAAGUCGGCGGUGACCGUCGACCCGUCGUCGGCACUCUCAUCCUGGUCCGCCAACGACACGGACCCGUGCCGCUGGCCAGGGGUGUCCUGCCUCAACACGUCCUCCACGGAGACCCGGGUCACGAGCCUGGCCGUGGCCGGGAAGAACCUCUCGGGUUACCUCCCCUCCGAGCUCGGAUCUCUCUCGUUCCUCCGCCGGCUCAACCUCCACGGCAACCGGCUCUCCGGCGCCGUCCCUCCAGCGCUCUCCAACGCCACGGCGCUGCGCUCCAUCUUCCUCUACGACAACAACCUCACGGGCGCGUUCCCGGCAUCCCUCUGCGACCUCCCGCGGCUGCAGAAUCUGGACUUAUCCUUCAACUCGCUCUCCGGCGCGCUCCCUGAGGGGCUCGCGCGAUGCAAGCAGCUGCAGCGGCUGCUGCUGUCGAGCAACGGAUUCUCGGGCGAGAUACCGGCAAGGGUCUUGCCGGAGAUGGUUAGCUUGCAGCUGCUCGACCUUUCGUCCAAUUCGUUAACGGGUAACAUCCCUCCUGAGCUCGGCAAGCUCCGUUCACUGGCUGGCACGCUGAACAUCUCCCGUAACCGGUUAUCCGGCGGAGUCCCGCCCGAGCUCGGACGGCUUCCCGCGACGGUCACCCUCGACCUCCGGUUCAACAACCUCUCGGGGGAGAUCCCGCAGUCCGGAUCCUUGGCGAGCCAGGGCCCGACCGCGUUCCUCAACAACCCCGGGCUCUGUGGGUUCCCGCUCCAGGUCCCCUGCCACGCGGCCCCACCGUCUUCGUCUUCUCCGCCGCCCCCGUCCCAGAGUUCCCAGGGCGUGGCCGUGGGGGGUGCCCGGCAGCCGAUAAAGACGAGCCUGAUCGUGCUCAUCUCCAUCGCCGACGCGGCGGGGGUCGCGCUCAUCGGCGUCAUCGUGGUGUACAUAUACUGGAAGUUGCGCGACAGCCGGCGCAACGACGACGACGACGACGAGGGGCGCCGCGGGCUCUUCGCGUGCCCGUGCUGCAUGCGCGCCGACGACGAUGAUACGUCGGACGAGUCGGAAACCGGGGGAGAGAAGAAAUGCGGCGGUGGAAGCACGGGAGGAGGAGGAGGAGGGGAGGAUGGGGAGCUGGUGGCGAUCGACAAGGGGUUCCAGAUGGAGCUGGACGAGCUGCUGCGGUCGUCGGCGUACGUGCUGGGUAAGGGGGGGAAGGGGAUCGUGUACAAGGUGGUGGUGGGCAACGGGACGACGCCCGUGGCCGUGCGCAGGCUCGGCGGCGGCAGCGCGGCGCACGAGAGGUAUAAGGAGUUCGCGGCGGAGGCCGGCGCCAUCGGCCGGGUGAGGCACGCCAAUGUGGUCAGGCUGCGCGCGUACUACUGGUCGCCCGACGAGAAGCUCGUCGUCACCGACUUCGUCAACAACGGCAACCUCGCCACGGCGUUGCGCGGGCGGUCCGGGCAGCCGAGCCUGUCGUGGUCACUGCGGCUGCGGGUCGCCAAGGGCGCGGCGCGCGGGCUGGCGCACCUCCACGAGUGCAGCCCCAGGCGGUACGUCCACGGCGAGGUCAAGCCUUCCAACGUCCUCCUAGAUUCCGACUAUAACGCCCUCCUCGCCGACUUCGGCCUCGCCCGCCUCCUCACCAUCGCCGGCUGCUCCGCGGACCACUCCGCCAACGCCAACGCAGGCAUGAUGGGCUGCGCGCUCCCGUACGUCAAGCCCGCCGCGCCGGACCGACCCAACGCGUACCGGGCCCCCGAGGCCCGCGUGCCCGGCGCCCGGCCCAGCCAGAAGUCCGACGUGUACUCCUUCGGCGUCCUGCUGCUGGAGCUGCUCACGGGGCGAUCGCCCGAUCACCAGGCGGCUUCGGCGUCCUUCUCGGGGGAUGGGGGGCAGCAGCAGCAGCAGGAGCCGGAGAUCGUGAGGUGGGUGAGGCAGGGGUUUGAGGACGCGCGGCCGCUGUCGGAGCUGGCCGACGAGGCCGUGCUGCGGGACGCCGGCGCGCGCAAGGAGGUGGUGGCGGCGUUCCACGUCGCGCUCGGGUGCGUCGAGCCCGACCUCGAGCGGCGGCCGCGGAUGAAGGCCGUCGCCGACAGCCUCGACAAGAUCGGGUCGUGAAAUCUCCUUCGUCAGGGGCACUGCCUUUGCCUUUCCGUUGUUCCUUGUCAGAGUAACGUUUCCUCGGUUUUUGUAUUGCAACGUUUUGUGUUAUAUAUAUUCUCUGUUUCUCUGUCGUUCCUUUUGGAUGCAGCGUUGCAGACUUGCAGUACAUAAUAUAGAAUGAUAACAUGUGUUUGCCUCUCUGUUUUCUUGGACAAACGUACACAUGCUGCAAGUAGCUACAGGAAAGAGUAAAAUGCCAUAAGGGUCCUUUUACUUGGACGCGUGGCUCACUCUCAACUAGCGAUCUUCUAAUCCUUGUACUUUGCCAAUGCCCUCAGUUUAGUCCUUUUCUCACAAGUUGAGGCACUAAA
Molecule: messenger RNA, 2814 nt
Organism: Brachypodium distachyon (stiff brome)
Lineage: Eukaryota; Viridiplantae; Streptophyta; Magnoliopsida; Poales; Poaceae
Product: receptor protein kinase-like protein ZAR1
Exons: 2
Coding region: 245-2458 (737 amino acids)
Biological process (GO): protein phosphorylation
Molecular function (GO): protein kinase activity; protein binding; ATP binding
Source: RefSeq, a predicted model, not a curated record